Cyanistes caeruleus (blue tit) is the source of this 1017-nucleotide messenger RNA. It is a transcript of the gene RANBP1, whose product is annotated as RAN binding protein 1. The record is from RefSeq and is a predicted model, not a curated record. NCBI's taxonomy places the organism in Eukaryota, Metazoa, Chordata, Aves, Passeriformes, Paridae. Gene Ontology annotation, cellular component: centrosome; cytoplasm; nuclear pore. Gene Ontology annotation, molecular function: GTPase activator activity. Gene Ontology annotation, biological process: nucleocytoplasmic transport; positive regulation of mitotic centrosome separation.
GCCCGCGGGGUUGGAAGUUUGCGGCCACUCCGGGCACGUGUGGCCGCUGGGGCCGGCCCCUCCACCCGCCUUGGCUGUUCCCCGCCAUGAGGAAGCCAGAGAAAACCGGGACCUUUGGGGAAGCACAUGAGGAGCAUGAUACUUCUACUGAAAAUGCAGAUGAUUCUAACCACGAUCCUCAGUUUGAGCCCAUAGUUUCUCUUCCAGAGCAAGAAAUAAAAACUCUGGAAGAGGAUGAGGAAGAACUCUUUAAGAUGCGAGCAAAGCUCUUCCGGUUUGCAUCUGAGAAUGACCUUCCAGAAUGGAAAGAACGAGGAACUGGUGAUGUGAAACUCUUGAAACACAAGGAGAAGGGAACAAUUCGCCUCCUCAUGCGGAGGGAUAAAACCCUAAAAAUCUGUGCAAACCAUUACAUCACACCCUUAAUGGAGCUGAAGCCUAAUGCUGGAAGCGACAGGGCAUGGGUCUGGAACACACAUGCUGACUUUGCAGAUGAGAGCCCCAAGCCUGAACUUCUGGCAAUCCGAUUUCUAAACGCAGAGAAUGCACAGAAAUUCAAGGCAAAAUUUGAAGAAUGCAGGAAUGAAGUAGGCAAGACAGCAAAGAAAGCAGGCACAGACAAAAAUGAUAGUGCUGAUAAAGUUGCUGAAAAACUAGAAGAGCUUUCUGUAAAGGAAGAGAGCAGAGAAUCUGAGAAGAAAGAGACCAAGGAAAAAACUGAAGAAAAGCAAUAAAAUCAUCCUGGGCCUUGCAGUUUUUCCUUUACACUUUUCUUUUUUUUUUAGGGUUUUUUUUUUUUUUUUUAGGUUUUUUUUUUUUUUCAUUUUUACAAGGGACUUUAUAUGGAACUGAAUUAACAUUCACAUUGUUUUUUUCUAAGCUUUUGCCCUUUGGAAGGUGUCUUCAGAAAAAUUCAUUCCCCUGUCAUGAAAAUGUACUGUGCUAACAUUCUUUUCCAUAGUGGAAACACUUAUUUAUAGUCAUCCAAAAGAGUGAAUAAAACAAACUUGAAAACAG